Molecule: messenger RNA, 1733 nt
Organism: Cryptomeria japonica (Japanese cedar)
Lineage: Eukaryota; Viridiplantae; Streptophyta; Pinopsida; Cupressales; Cupressaceae
Product: nuclear pore complex protein NUP43
Exons: 5
Coding region: 306-1349 (347 amino acids)
Cellular component (GO): nuclear pore outer ring
Molecular function (GO): protein binding
Source: RefSeq, a predicted model, not a curated record
GUGUUUCAUAGACUGAAUCUAAUCUCAUAGAUGUUAAUAUUCAAUCUAUGAGCCAAUUCCAUAACUUCACCCAAUUUUUUGAACGGAAAAGAACUGCAACGAAAAAGCCGUUCAGUUAUUUGCUGGUGCACACGCUCGUGUCUGCCUGUUCCCGCCAUUCCUCCUUCAAGCCCAUUAAGGAAGACGCUCAAAUGGAGGUGCAUCACCGGAAGCAAACUGCCAUAUGAUUUCUCUUGCUAGAUUAUAUUUGAAAGCGUUGAGGACAGGGCGGGAGGUUGAGCUCAGUACUGUGGUGUAUUGCGAGAAUGAAAGGGGAAGGUAGUGUCCAAGUUGAGCGCAUGGCCGCAGGGAAGUAUGUUGAUGGCGUGCGGUGGCUCCCUUCCGUCGCCGCAAUGGAGCGGAAUGUGGUAGUGGCGGGUUCCUCCUCGGGCGACUGCUUUUCGUCUUGCUGUAUUGAGUUGCAUUCUCUGAGUCCCACGGCGCCGUCCCUCAAUCUUGUGGCCUCCUGUGCCGUCCCCGUAAGGAUAUCCACCCUCAAGGUGGCGCCUUCCAUUAUUGCGGCUUCCUCUAGCUCGGGGCACCUCUUGUUUCUCACGCCAAACCCCCUGCUCACCGUUUCCAGUUCGCACUUGGGCGGCGGCAUCAGCGCCAUGGACUUGGAGGCUUCCACCCCUACCUUCCAGUGCGUUGCCGUGGGAGAAGACGGCAGAGUUAAUGUGGUGAGCUUGGUGGAGGGGCAGGCGGAGGCGCAUUGCAGGCAGAUUUUUGAUAAUCGGGGUUUGAUGUCGUACACGGCUGCCUGCUGGGCUUCUCCCACUGAGUUUGUUACGGCGGGUUUGGGGUUGGGAUUGCCACUUCACUGGUGGGACCUCAGAACCCCCUCCGCCACUGCUCCUGCGGUCUCCCUCAACUGGGCUGGCAACAAAACUGCUAGAGUCAUACACUCAAUUGACGUCCAUCCAUCAAGAAAGCAUCUUUGUGUGGUAGGUGGCUCCUCUGGUUUGGUAUUUGCAUGGGACCUUCGUUGGCAACAAGAACCUAUCCCACUUGUUGACACAGGAUCUUCUAGCAGAAAGAUUUCAGAGUUGCUUUCUGAAAGUGAGGUUUGGGAGGUAAAAUUUGAUCAUUAUACACAAUCUACUAGCUUCGGUGCAGCUUCUAGUAAGAUUCCACCUGUGAUGAUGUGCUCAGAGGAUGGGAUUUUAGCUGUUUUUGAAUCGGGUGAGGCGCCACUUGAAGUCCUCGCAGAGCCUUGUGCAAUUAAUACUUUUGAUAUCGAUCCGGAAAAUUCCAGUGAUGUAAUAUGUGGUUUGGAAUGGGAAACGAUUUUGUUUCUGAGGAGGUCAUAACUUUCUAUUCUAUCGUAUCAAUGUUUGGUAGCUGUUCUUGUUGUAUCAUGAAUGCAUGAGAGUGAAAGUAGCGAUUUAAUAUAGCCCCAGUGAUUGUUCUGGACAGCGGAAUACACUUCCAAGAUUGCUUACUUUUUAUAAGGGACUUUUUAAGUGUUUAUGAGAAAUUUUGUUUGGAUGCUAUGUUUAUUGUUCCCUCGAUUUAAAUGUUACAUCAGGUGAAACUCCGAAGUUUAUUAUCAUAGGAGCAAGCAAAUAAACAUUGGUUUAAUUGUAAAUGGAUGUUUUGAAUCAAUUUGAAGGGAAUAAUCCAGAUUCCUUUCAACACGGCAUAGGAAUUGAUAGUAUUAUGAAUAUGUUGUUGAACAAUGUCCGAUUAACGAA